GAACGGAACUUCAGUGCAGCUGCGACGAGCAGCUGACGCGGAAUCAUUCAGGUUUGUGGUGUAGAGCUCGCGCCGGGUAUAUACGUGACACGGGACACCGCACGACAGGUCACACGUUGCCGCUUCAGCCUCCGAGAGCCGGAGAGAGGAGAGGACCAGCCGAGAUUCGCGCGGUGUCUUCGGUACCCGCCGCAAAUGAGCUCGCGCCGCGAGUGCGCGCGCGAGGGAAACGCUCUUGCUGCCGAUCGCCGCGGCCGCAUCUCACAAUCAGUCGCGAACAGUGCGGUGUGUCGUCGCCGUCGUCGUCACCAUCGUCAUCAUCAUCAUCAUCAUCAUCAUCGUUACGCGAUUCCGCGGCGAUCGAGGUGCGUCGCCGCCUGUGCUCCGCGGUCACGACGACAACUCGGGUCGAGAGUGUCGAGACGGCAGUUGAGAAGGAGCUUGUGAAAGAGGCAAAGAGGCAAAGAGCAACGCGCGACAAGUGUACGCGCGCGAGCGCGCCGACGCCGACGCCGACGCCGACGCCGACGCCGACGCCGACGCCGACGUCGAGGGAAUACAUACUCGCAGCAAAUUGUCGCGGCAAAGUCUGAGAUCCGGUAUAUCUAAACAUGGAGUUGACACGAUUACCUUCGACACUGGCUUUGGCUUUGGCCCUGGCCUUCCUUUCGACGACACAUCGUUGCAACGCCACCUCAGAAAGUAUAAUCGGAAGCCGAGAGACCUGCGACAUCGAGGGAGAAGAUAUCACCGUCGAUAAGAUCCUGAACACAAGCUGCUUCCGCUGCAUUUGCAAGAAUGGAUUCGUGGAGUGUUUGAAACAACAGUGUCCGAACAUCGAAGGUUGCUACGCGUUGCUGGACCCGCGCGACGACGAGUGCUGCCACAAAUGCACAGGGUGCAUGCAGAAUGGCGUAUAUCACGCAUCGGAUACGGAAUGGACGGAAGAAAACGACCCCUGUCUAAUAUUCACCUGUAAAGCGGGCGUCAUCACUGAAUCAAAACUACGAUGUUACACGCCCUGUUCUCAUCCAAAAGCGGCCCCAUCUGGUCAGUGUUGUCCUAUAUGCGAAGGUUGUUUAGUAAAUGGACAGAAGGUGACGGAAGAUAGGUCGGUGACAACGACGGAAGACCCCUGCGUGACCUGCAAAUGCAAUAAGGGACAUCUCACCUGCGCGAAGCAAGCCUGUCCGACACUUAAUUGUCCUUCAACGAGGAUCGUUGAUGUAUCUGGGGAAUGCUGUCCACAUUGUCGAGGCAGUGCAAGAUUUUUCUCACCUCCGAAAGGCGCGUGCAUGCUCGGCACGCAUUUAUAUAACUCGGGUAGUGAAUUUUACGUGGAUCACUGUACGCGCUGCACCUGCGUCAAUUCGGCGAUCUCGUGCAUAAGGGAGACCUGUCCGGUACUGGAAUGUCCCAGGGAACAUCAGAUGCUCCUACUCAACCGCUGUUGCCCGCAAUGCUUGCUCGUCGAGGAGAGCAGGGCCUCUUGUUCUUAUGGUGGAAGAACUUAUGUGGCGAGUAUCACGCUUUUAUUCAUCGUCAUGCAAUCUUAUCCGCAGGAUGGCGAAAAUUGGAAGCUGGAUUCCUGUAAGACAUGUACCUGUAAACAGGGCAAAGUGCGCUGCGCAAUGCCUCAGUGUCCGCCGAUGAACUUUCGUUGCCCGCCAAAUUCUAAAUUGGAACAUCCGGAAGGCCAAUGCUGUCCACGAUGUGUAGAGCGUGACGGUGUUUGCACAGUUUUUGGAGAUCCACAUUAUCGUACGUUCGAUGGAAAAUUCUACAGCUUCAAGGGAGCGUGCAAGUAUCAACUAGUUACCGACUGUUUUUCUCAUACAUUUAGCAUACGGGUAACUAAUGAUGCUAGGAAAACGAAAUUUUCAGCGUGGACCAAAACUAUCGCUAUAAAGAUCGGUGAUUUAAAAGUGAAUCUUGGUCAAAAAAUGAGAGUGAAAGUAAACGGGAAAAAGGUGAACAUUCCUUAUCGCGUUGCUAACCAACUGGACAUCAAUCGUACAGACGACAGUGUGAUUGUCAAUACGCGGAUCGGAAUCAAAGUUCAUUGGGAUGGUAUCAGCUUUCUCGAAGUAUCCGUGCCUUCGUCAUAUAGGGGUCAACUAUGCGGUCUUUGUGGUAACUUCAAUUCCCAAAUCAAAGACGACUUUACUGCGCGACAUGGACGAGUGGUUCAGGAUCCGCAGCAGUUUGGUCAAUCCUGGAUUGUGGGUGGUGCCAAGAAGACAUGCCCUCGAACGAAAUUUGGAAAUAAUACCAGGCAGAGACCUACCAGCUUACGUCUCCUCUUCGACAUUCUUCGCGAUGUUAUCUUUCUAUUCCCAAGAGCUCCUUCUGUCUGCGAGAGCGCGCAGACCGGACGCGGCGGAGUGCUCGGCGAGAAUCUACUAGUCACCACUUCGUAUCAAUAUGCAUUAACGUCAGACUCUGACUCGAGUGCUUCUAGUAGCGACUGUUCGUCGACGCGGAGCGGCGGCGAUUUCGCGCUCAUUCGUACGGAAAUCUCACGUGGGUCACAGCAGCACAAGUACACGUCAGCAGCCAUGACGUCCGGAACAUGGAUCUCACAUGUGUGUAUGUGUGCGUCACGAUUUCACGCGAAAUCCCGUAGAUCCGAGAGGAAGUAUUGCGAGUCAAGCUAGAGUCGUGCAAAUAUCGGAAAAUGGAUAAUCUUGUGUCGCACAGAGUGAAGCACAAAAAAUAAAACUAAUAUUUAGCUCUAACUUGGUGUAAUUUAAUCCUGAAUUUUAUGUCAAUGCAGGUCAAUAUCGCAUAUAUUAUUUAAAUCAAGAACGCGACUUAUCUAGUUUUAAGAUCGUCCCUCAUGGGAUAUUGGAUUAUUAUCGAACAAAAAAAAUUGAUGUGAGAUACCGUAAUUGACAAUAUGUAGUGUCAUUAUAUUGUAUUGUAAUCUCAUAAUUAUUGGCAUUUUUUUCAUAAUUGUAAAUGCUGCCUUAUGAAUUUUAUAUGGACUUCACUGAGAGGCUUGUGUAUCACUCGAUAAUGCAGAAGUAGAAUUCUAUUGAACAAGAAAUAUACAUAAGUACAUAAGUACUUUUAGCAUUUGAUAAAACGAAACCGAUAUGCUUGAAUUCAUGAGGACUUUAGCAAUUAGCAGCAGAUGUCUUGUAAUGUUUCGGAACACCGUGCAGUAUUUCGGCCGAUGAGCAGGCUCGCGGCAUAGCAUGUACAUCCCAGUUUAACGCAAUCGAUCGAUUAUAUGUAUAUGUAUGUGUACACAUAUAAAUAUGUGUGGACUCGAAGGUCUUUGAAUCCACAGAUCUGUGUUUCUACCGAAUCUUGUAUUCGUAUAUCUGUGUUCGUAUCUUUUUGCGGGUCUCCGCAUCCGCAGUUCAAUGAAUCAUCGAAUUCAUCUGAUGAAUCAUAGAUCUGCGGUUUUUUAAACUCUCUUUCGCUUUCUGAGAUCUUUGAACCCCAAUUAAAUUCGGAGAUUUAUCCGUAAAUCGCACAUCUAAAAUGGAUAUUUCUAUAUACGUUGCUCUUUCAAUUCAUAAAUCUUUUGAUUCAUAAUUCUGCGAUUGCGCGAUCGCUCUCUUGGGAUCUGUAUAUAAUAAAUUUAGAUCCACGAAUUGCGCUUGCACUCAUGAAUCGUGGUUUCACAAAUAUGUUCUAUUCCUAGAUCCGUGGUGCCAUAGAUCUCUGAUCUCAUUGUAGAUCCACCGUUUUACACAGAUGUUUGGAUUCAUAGGCUCGCCGUUUAUCAGAUUCUUACAUUUUCGUCAUGUAGAAUUAGGAGGGAGCAUUUCCCGUUUUUCUUCGACGACAAGUACACCUUUUUUAUAUUAUGUACAACAUAUAUCUAAGUAGCGUAAUGUUUAUAUAUAUUUUAGCUUUAGUGAAAUUUACAAAUUGUACAUAGAAAGACACGAUUAUUAACGUUAAGCGAGCACUAAGCAUGGAUUCUAAUAAGUCGUGCCACAAUUUUCAUUGAUUCUUCACCUAUUCUCUUUUUUUUACUCCAUUUCUUUAUUCGACUUUCUCUUUCAUUUUCUAUAUAUUUCUUCUUUUUACUUUUUAUCUUUAGCAAAUUAUUAUAAAAUUUUACAAAACAGUGUAGACUUUUUUUAUUAAAGCUACUUUUGCGAAAAGCGAGAGAAUGACGGUUUUUUUUUUUAAUUUAGUAAAUCUGUACAUAGCCAAAAUACACUGUAAUUACUUAUCACCGGCGAGGAAUCGAACCAAUUCUGAAUAUCGGGUAGUCCAAAGCGUUAGCCAAUUUUUGUCGACUUUAGCAUAGAGCUACAGUGUAGAACAAAAAAUUGAGCAUAAUAAAACCAAUUAUAUUCAUA
This is a messenger RNA of Atta colombica, 4325 nucleotides long. RefSeq names its product BMP-binding endothelial regulator protein-like (gene cv-2). The coding region runs from base 612 to 2657 and encodes 681 amino acids. The record is from RefSeq and is a predicted model, not a curated record. Lineage: Eukaryota; Metazoa; Arthropoda; Insecta; Hymenoptera; Formicidae. Gene Ontology annotation, molecular function: protein binding. The transcript is spliced from 12 exons.